AGCGACUCAACAAGGGCUGGAUACAAAUAUGUGUGAAAAUGGAAAUCCGAAGAUGGCAUUGCUUUGUUUUUAUUAACUUUGCUCUGAUUUUACCAUUUGUGGCCGCUAAAUCGUUUUCGAUAAACGAAGCACUUGCAGCGGAAUCCAAGCUCAAGAAAAGCAGAGACACGCCGGCGCAUUCCCAAGUGUCAGCUGAAACAAACACGAGGUUCUCCUUGAAUAAGGCUCUAACUUCAGAUCCUACACGCAAAUCAAGAAAGUAUAAAAGAGGUUCAAUUCUCUCGGACAAGUCGCCGUUGAUAAAAUCAAGGAAUAUAUUCCAAAUCGGAAGCUCGAGACUUAAGGAAUUGCUCAGUUCUUUGCACAAACGUAGAACUCCAUCUAAGAAACGCGAGAUAUACAAAGAUGAUAAAAUCGACGAGAAAUAUUUCCCACUUUUUAAAAAUUUGGGUUUGCUAUUCGACAAUCUGCUCGAGUCUGAGUCACGGGAUUCCUACGAAGUUAGCAAACACAAACAUAAGCGGUACAAAUUCAAAGGUGACGGGAAGCGUGGAGUCGUAUGCUCGUGCGCUGUCAAAUCUGAUUCCGACGCAGGAGAAACACGAUCGCAUAAGAAGGCAGUUAUUUCUGCCGAGGCUUUCGCCACUGAGGGGCCGACUGCUACCGCCGCGGCAGCCGCUGAUACUGCCGCUGCUGACAUCAGCGGUCUCGGACCGGAUAAGAACAUACCCUUAUUACUUCCAAGAGAUCCCUUUGGCGGUCGGGGAGACGAUCAUGGACACAGUGAGAGAAGCGGCCCCACACUUCACCGAAACGCUCAAAGAAAUCUCGCCGGGGAUAUUAGAAAUCGUAAACAUCCUCCCCGAAACAGAAAAUACAAAGCCGAUGCAGAAAAUGAUGAAGAAAAUCCCGACAGUCAUACACGAGACGAUGCAAGUGGCUCUGAAUCAAGAGAACGAAGUCGAGGAGCUCCCGAUGUUUCGAACGUUAGAACCGCUUCAAAUGAGAAAAAACCCCAAAAAAGUAAAAAAGCCCACAUUUUUGGAGGAGCCUUCGAACUUCCAAGAAAAGUUCAACUCAAAGAUAGAAGAAACGAGACUGAAAGCGAAGAAUUUCUACCAAAAUAUAUUCGAGGAAUCAGAGGAUUUGUAUCCGAGAAUAAAAUCGAUGAUAUCACAGAGUCCAUACAAUCCGAAGAAGAUUAUAAAGAAAACUUCGACGACGUCGCUAUCUCUAGCGCCGAUGAUAAACGAAUCGCUAGCGGAAGUGGCGAACCUUCCACAGAAGCUCAAGAAAUUGGUCCAGGACAUGAAACAAUGACCUUCAAAAAUGAUUUAGGCGAUAUUAUUGAUAAUCUUAAGACUGAAAGAAAAUCAAAUGUUAAAAUGCCAUCCGUUACCAUUAUUGAUGGAUACAGUGUUGCCAGAGAUAAAAAUGGUCAGAAUAAAUUGUCAGAGAAAAGCAUCCGCAUUCAUGGGUGAUGUGAAAUUGUGUUUUACUCACAUUUAUGCUUAGUUCACGUUAAAAUAAUUAUAUGAAAUAAUAAAUAGCAUGUAA
This is a messenger RNA of Ostrinia nubilalis (European corn borer), 1557 nucleotides long. RefSeq lists its product as uncharacterized. Lineage: Eukaryota; Metazoa; Arthropoda; Insecta; Lepidoptera; Crambidae. The coding region runs from base 39 to 1481 and encodes 480 amino acids. The record is from RefSeq and is a predicted model, not a curated record. The transcript is spliced from 4 exons.